AUGCGUGUGAAUGUACUUAAUGGUGAAUAUGAAUUUAGAAAUUUUGAGAUUCCCAAUGUAACAUGCCCUGAUGAUAUUUCCAUGAGUACAUCCUCAAGUCAAGUUACAGUGACCUGGAAUAACCCAACAGUCACCGACAAUGUUGAUACUGGUCUAUCAGCUUCUUGUACUCCAUCUUCUGGUUCCUUAUUUGUUCUUGGUUCAAAUGAUGUCACUUGUGGUGCUACUGAUGCUGCUGGUAGGACAGGUAGCUGUAUGUUUACAGUUGAUAUCAUUGUGCCUGCACCUGAAGAACCAGUUGUGACCUGUAUUGGUGGUGUUAGUGCACCUACAUCUCCAGGCCAAGCAACAGGAACUGUAUUUUGGAGUGAGCCAGCAGUAACUGAUGAUAUUGACACUGGCUUGACAGCUACUUGUACUCCACCUUCUGGUUCAUCAUUUCCUGUUGGUACCAAUACUGUUAUGUGUACCGCAACUGACAGUGAUGGCAAUGUUGGUUCCUGCACAAUUACUGUUUUUGUCCGUGACAUUGAGAGUCCCAUUGUAAAAUGUCCUGAUGAUAUUUCCAUGAGUACAUCCUCAAGCCAAGUUACAGUGACCUGGAAUGACCCAACAGUCACCGACAAUGUUGAUACUGAUCUGUCAGCUACUUGUACUCCAUCUUCUGGUUCAUUAUUUGUUCUUGGUUCAAAUGAUGUCACUUGUGAUGCUACUGAUGCUGCUGGUAGGACAGGUAGCUGUAUGUUUACAGUUUAUAUCAUUGUACCUGUACCUGAAGAACCAGUUCUGACCUGUAUUGGUAGUGUUAAUGUACCUACAUCUCCAGGCCAAUCAAUAGGAACUGUAACUUGGAGUGAGCCAAUAGUAACUGAUGAUAUUGACAUGGGCUUGACAGCUACUUGUACUCCACCUUCUGGUUCAUCAUUUCCUGUUGGUACCAAUACUGCUAUGUGUACCGCAACUGACAGUAAUGGCAAUGUUGGUUCCUGCACAAUUACUGUUUUUGUCCGUGACAAUGAGAGUCCCAAUGUAAAAUGUCCUGAUGAUAUUUCCAUGAGUACAUCCUCGAGCCAAGUUUCAGUGACCUGGAAUGACCCAACAGUCACUGACAAUGUUGAUACUGGUCUGUCAGCUACUUGUACUCCAUCUUCUGGUUCCUUAUUUGUUCUUGGUUCAAAUGACGUCACUUGUGAUGCUACUGAUGCUGCUGGUAGGACAGGUAGCUGUACGUUUACAGUUUAUAUCAUUGGUUCUUUGGGCCAACCCACUGUGAUAUGUCCUGAUGAUAUAAACCAAUUAGCUACAGUGACCUGGAGUGACCCAAUAGUCCGUGACAAUGUUGAUAGUGGUCUGUCAGCUACUUGUAGUCCAUCUUCUGGUUCAUCAUUUAAUGUUGGUGAAACUGAUGUCACUUGUUCUGCUGUCGAUACUGAUGGAAAUAAAGCCAGCUGUUCUUUUAGUGUUAACAUAACAGGUACAUCCUGCAGGGUAACAGGAGAUGUGUGGACCAGUACAUCGCCGGGGUAUCCCCCUACUCGUUUCAAAAGAUGUAAUGGGUAUUUUAAGUGCACAUGA
Molecule: messenger RNA, 1575 nt
Organism: Anneissia japonica
Lineage: Eukaryota; Metazoa; Echinodermata; Crinoidea; Comatulida; Comatulidae
Product: hyalin-like
Exons: 8
Coding region: 1-1575 (524 amino acids)
Source: RefSeq, a predicted model, not a curated record